AUCAGGACCAACAAGUGGUUCGACGUGCUGAUCCUCUGCACUAUCAUCCUCUCUUGCAUCAUGCUCGCUCUCGACUCGCCCAUAGAAGAGAACAUGGUGAUCAAACCGCAGAACGUCCUCAAGGUCGAGUACGCUCUCUUCACUAUGUUCUCCCUCGAGUUCCUCGUCAAAGUGCUUGACCACGGCUUCUACUGGGAGCAUCCGCAGGCGUAUCUGCGCAGCACCUGGAACAUCCUCGACUUCACCAUCCUCCUCUGCUCGAUUCUUGACUUCAUGGGGUUUGCGAACCUCGCGGUCGUCAGGGUGCUCAGGGUCGUUCGUCCCCUCCGCUUCUUUAACAAGUUUGCUUCAUUGCAGACUCUGAUCAACUCGCUGGUGAUGUCAAGGAAAGAGAUUCUCAACGUGUUCUUGGUAUGGGCAAUCACCUUUAUCAUCUUCGCGCUUGUUGGGACCAUGCUGUUCGCGGGGAACCUUUACAAGUGCAAUGAUGACGCAGCAGGUGAGCAAGGGGUUGUGAGCUUCGUCUUCGACGGCGACAGGACUGAGAUCCUCCUCCCUCGUGUGUGGGAGAACCCAGCUUCCUCCUCCUCCUUCGAUCACUUCGGGCUGGCGAUUCUUUCCCUGUUUGAGCUGAUCUCCCUGGAGAACUGGUCGGAGAUCGCCUUCAGUGCAGUUGACAUCGUAGGAGUCGGUUAUCAGCCUCGACACAAUGAGUCUCCGAUUUACUUCUUCUACUUCGGGCUGUUCAUCCUGAUCAUGGUGUACUUCAUCCUCCAGCUCCUCGUCGCCAUCUUCAUAGACAGCGUCAGGAUGAGGAGCGGGAUGAUCAUGUACUCGGAGCUCCAGAGAAACUUCAUGAGGUUCGAGAACAAGAUCGACAACUUGACAAAGGUGAAGGAGAUCCCAAUGCCGACGAAGAGAUGGCACAGACGCCUGUUUGUCUUCGUCGAAAGCCUGCAGUUCCAGUACUUCAUCAUGUUCGUUAUCUUUCUCAACGUGGGUUUCAUGGCGUCCGAGGGAUAUGCCGUGCAGAGCUCUUGGACGUCUACUUUAUCCUCCAUCGACAACGUCUUUAUCGUCAUCUACUCCAUCGAGAUCGCCUUGAAGUGUGUCGCCUACGGCUUUGCCUUCUUCAGCAGCUCCUGGAACCUUUUCGAUCUUUUCAUCGUACUCAUCAGCAUUGCUGAACAGACUCUGUCGCGAUCCGUCGGCAUCCGAGCCCUCCGUCUCCUCCGCCUCGUCCGCGUCUUCCGAACGGUCAAGAUCAUUCGGAGGGUUCCUAAACUUUACCUCCUCUUUCAAGCCAUCUCUGCCAGCCUGCCAGGACUUUUCGCUACCUUCCUUGUUGUCUCCAUCUUUCUCUUCAUCUUUGUCUGCGUUGGGGUUCAGUUCUUCGCAGAAGUCAAGUUUGGCGUCAGUCUGGACAGCUAUCGCAAUUUCAAGAACACCUGGACUGCGCUGACAGCUCUCCUACAAGUUAUCACAAACUCUGGUUUCCGCGGUGUUCUACAGGAUCUCAUGAUAGAGGCGCCUUAUUGCACUAGGUGUAAGAAUUGUGUUCAAGACAGUUUUGGGAGAUGGCAGGAUUACUCGGAUUGUGGGAAUGCAAUCUUUGGUUCUAUUUUUCUCAGCAUCUACUUCAUCUUCAUGAAAUAUGUUCUCCUCAACUUGUUCAUCAGCAUGUUGGUCGAAAGCUUCUUUAACUUUCACGUGGAGAUGAAGUUUGUAUUGAACAGCGAGCACAUAGAGUCUUUCAGG
Messenger RNA from Guillardia theta CCMP2712, 1758 nucleotides. RefSeq lists its product as hypothetical. Gene Ontology annotation, molecular function: voltage-gated sodium channel activity. The record is from RefSeq and is a predicted model, not a curated record. The transcript is spliced from 3 exons. NCBI's taxonomy places the organism in Eukaryota, Cryptophyceae, Pyrenomonadales, Geminigeraceae. Gene Ontology annotation, cellular component: voltage-gated sodium channel complex; plasma membrane. Gene Ontology annotation, biological process: monoatomic ion transport; transmembrane transport. The annotation marks the transcript as partial.